Chiloscyllium plagiosum (whitespotted bambooshark) is the source of this 813-nucleotide messenger RNA. NCBI's taxonomy places the organism in Eukaryota, Metazoa, Chordata, Chondrichthyes, Orectolobiformes, Hemiscylliidae. The record is from RefSeq and is a predicted model, not a curated record.
AUGGCGGAGACCACACUGAUUGAGGUGGAACACCCAGACCAGGCUAGCAAGGAAAGCGAGGAGAAAGAAAGAGAAAGCGAGGAGAAAGAAAGAGAAAGCGAGGAGAAAGAAAGAGAAAGCGAGGAGAAAGAAAGAGAAAGCGAGGAGAAAGAAAGAGAAAGCGAGGAGAAAGAAAGAGAAAGCGAGGAGAAAGAAAGAAAGAGAGAAAAAGCAAGGAGCGAGGAGCAAGAAAGAGAGGAGCAAGAAAGAGAGGAGCAAGAAAGAGAGGAGCAAGAAAGAGAGGAGCAAGAAAGAGAGGAGCAAGAAAGAGAGGAGCAAGAAAGAGAGGAGCAAGAAAGAGAGGAGCAAGAAAGAGAGGAGCAAGAAAGAGAGGAGCAAGAAAGAGAGGAGCAAGAAAGAGAGGAGCAAGAAAGAGAGGAGCAAGAAAGAGAGGAGCAAGAAAGAGAGGAGCAAGAAAGAGAGGAGCAAGAAAGAGAGGAGCAAGAAAGAGAGGAGCAAGAAAGAGAGGAGCAAGAAAGAGAGGAGCAAGAAAGAGAGGAGCAAGAAAGAGAGGAGCAAGAAAGAGAGGAGCAAGAAAGAGAGGAGCAAGAAAGAGAGGAGCAAGAAAGAGAGGAGCAAGAAAGAGAGGAGCAAGAAAGAGAGGAGCAAGAAAGAGAGGAGCAAGAAAGAGAGGAGCAAGAAAGAGAGGAGCAAGAAAGAGAGGAGCAAGAAAGAGAGGAGGGAGUUUCCACUUUAUUCACCAUUCAACAGACUACAUAUUUACUACAGGUGCAGCUAUUGUUGUAUUGCAAGGGAAUUUCUGGGAGUCCCUAA